CAAAGCAGGCAACGGCAAAAACGCGCCAACUUCCCAAAUUUGCACAACAACGUUCAACUUGCUGCUCCGCUUCUAGCUUAAAUUUGUGCCUAAAAACGAUAAAAUCCGUAGUUUUGUUACAUAGUUUCGUUACAAGUCACAGUGCUGUUACUUUUAGUGAAUUCCUUUGUUAAUUUGUUGCUUUUUGAGGUGUAACUUUCGAACAAAACGUUCCGUCCGAUUCACCGGUUGUUUUUGUUUACAUUUUUUUGUUGGAAUCUUGUUUCGAAAUUAAGCCAAACUUUCACGAUCAUUCCGGAAAAGGAUGGCAUCGAUCGUGGGCAAGAUCAAGUCCACCGCCGUGAAGGAUUUUGUGACCUACGACGUCGCAAUCUUCUAUCCCGAUGAGCACCUGAACAUCAUCAUCGGGCCGAACGGCACCGGCAAGUCUACGAUUGUGGCCGCGGUCGUGCUCGGAAUGGGCGGCCACUGCAAGCUGCUGUCCCGGUCUUCGAGUAUCGAAGACUACAUCAAGAACGGCAAAGAGGUGGCCAAGGUCGAGGUGGCGAUCUAUAAAAACGCCAAGCGUGAAACCAUCAUGUUCAAUCGGACGUUCGAUCGCAGUGGGCUGGACCGGUUCGAGAUCGACGGCACGAAGGUGUCGCACAAGGAGUAUCUGAAGCGCAUUCGGGCGUUGAACAUCCAGAUCGAUAACCUGUGCCAGUUUCUGCCCCAGGACCGGGUGCAGGACUUUACCAAGAUGAAUCCGCGCGAGCUGUUGCUGAACACGCAGGCGUCGGUUUGCGCUCCGCGGAUGAUUGAACUGAUGGACGAGCUGAUGGACAAACGUAAGCAGCAGAAGACGGUCAGCAAGUCCAACACGGAUUGUGCGACCAAGCUGAAGGAGGCGGAAGCGAAGAACGAAGCUCUUCGCGUUCAGAUCGAGAACAUGAAGGUGCGCAAGCAGUACGAGAAGGAGGUGGAAGUUUGCAACGCCCGGAAGGCGUGGUUGGAGUACGAGACGUUGUUCUUAGACUACAACUCGACGAAGGACGACCUGCAGCUGGCUAAGCGGAACAUGGACGAGAAAAAGAAGAAGGUGGAUCCGCUGAAGAGCAAGGCGGUCAAACUGAACAAAACCAAGGACGAGUUGAACGGGAAGAUUAAGCUGGAGCAGAAUGACAUGCAGCAGCACUCGGGCCAGCUGCGGCAAAUGGAAACAAAGUCGGAACAGCUGGAGGACUCGAUCGGGAAGCAGAAUCGUGACCUGCAAGAUGCGAUCUCGGCGGCGGCCGAUCGUCAAAACGAGAUGGAGCAGGCCAACAAGGCACUCUCGCUGGCGAUUCAAGACUGCAAAAUCGCCAUGCAGGAAGUUGGCCAGGAGGGCGAGCAGGGCCAGCGAAAGCAGGAUCUGGAUCGUCGUAUCGGAAAGCUGCGCAGCGAAUGUGACCUGCUGAUGAGUCGCCGGAACGAGCUCAACCAGAAGAUCGAGACGGACCUCAAGCCGGAAAUGGUCGGCAUUCAGCGACGUAUUGAGUCGCUGGAGAACGUUGGCCAACUGAAGAUGCGGCUGCUGCAGUCACAGUUCGAGACUGCCUACCAGGCGACGAUGUGGCUGCGUGAAAACGAAAACCUGUUCCGAGGGAAGAUCUACGAGCCCAUCAUCUUGGAACUGAACGUGCCGAACCCGGAGAACGCCAAGUAUCUGGAGAACACGAUCGGCAAGCGAGACUUGAUCGCAUUCACGUGCGAGGACCGGGACGAUAUGGCGCUGUUUCUGCGGAAGGUUCGCCAAGAGAUGAAGCUGGAAGGAGUGAACGCGGUGUUCUCCGAACCUGCGGACCAACUCAAUUACCACCCGAGAAUCCCGAUCGAGCAGCUCGCCCGUUACGGCUUUCAGUCGUACCUUAUCGACAUGGUGGAGGCACCGUUCCCAAUCCUGAACUUUCUGUGCAAAUCGUACCAGCUGCACAACGUUCCGGUCGGCGUCGAGGACACGUCCAAGCACACCUCCCAAAUCCCGGACGGAAUUCAGAUGUUCUUUACCCCGCGCAAUCGCUUCCGAGUGUCCAAGUCACGCUACACGGGCGAAAAGAGCAGCCGCUGCGACGACCUGCACCAGCUGAACCUGCUCAACAAAAACGUCGAUCCGGAGCUGCUGAACGAGCGCAAGCGUGCCCUGCAGCGGCUCGUCAAGGAGUGCGACAAAAUCCGUAACCAUCGCGGCGAAAUCGAAAACCAGCUCAAGCAAAUCCAAGAUCAGUGCUCGGAACUGACCGCCGAACGGCGCCAGCUCGAUGAAAAGUUCAACCACUACCAGCAGUGCAAGCAGAAGAUCAAGCGACUCGAGCAAAAGUGCAACGACCUGCAGCGACGCCAAGUCAACGUUGACACGGAGAAGGAAAAGUCCAAAGCGUCCUGCAAGAAGAUUAUCGAAAGUCUGCUACAAGUCCAAGCGAACAAAGUCGAAAUGCUGGAAAAGUACGUCCUCGCAACAGCCAAACACGAGGUCUACAAGCAGAAGCUGUCAAUCUUCCUAACCAAGAACGCCGACCUCGAAGGGGAGAUCCGUUCCGCCGAGGACGCGCUGGACGCGGCCAAGCGAACGCACGACAUGAUGACGCGCAAAUUCGACGACAUCAAGGAAAAGCUAAAACGCAAGCAAUCAUUCGCCAAAACCCUGACCAACAACCAAACCCCGAACAGCGAUCAGUUCCCGUUCAAGAAAGAGUUCGACAAGCUGCCCGGCGCACUCGAAGAGCUCGAGAACCACAUGGAGGAGCUGAAGGCGCGCAUCGACUGCAUGUCCCGCGACAAUGGGAACAUCCUAGAGGAGUACGAAACGCGCUGCCGGGAGAUCGAAUCGCUGCGGGCGGCGAUCAACGAUUCGACCAAGAACAGUGACGCGCUCGAGGCGGAACUGCAGCGGCUGCACGACCAGUGGUAUCCGGAGAUCAACCGGGUCGCGGAGGUCAUCAACGGGAACUUUUCGAGGUUUAUGAGCACGAUGGGAUUCGCCGGCGAGGUGGAGAUCACCAGGAAUGGGGAGCGCGACUACGACGAGUACGGCAUCCAGAUCCGCGUCAAGUACCGCAACGCGGAGAAGCUGCAGGCGCUCGACCGGCACGUCCAGUCGGGCGGCGAGCGGGCCGUCGCCAUCGCCAUCUACACGCUGUCGCUGCAGCACAUCACCCACGUCCCGUUCCGGUGCGUGGACGAGAUCAACCAGGGCAUGGACCCGCGCAACGAGCGCAAGGUGUUCGAGAUGCUGGUGGACGAAACGUGCCGACCGGGCCAGUCGCAGUACUUUUUCGUGACGCCCAAGCUCCUUCCCGACCUCAAGUACAACGACCUGAUGAGUGUUUUCAUCGUGCACAACGGCAAGUUCAUUUCGGAUUCGCACAUCUUUGUGCGGGACCAGAUGAUCGAGGCCAACUAGGUGGCCGCGGCGUUGAACAUCCCUCAAGUACCUGUGUUAUCUCGCUUUAGUUUAGUUUUAUUUCGCACGGCUCAAACGUGGUCAUUUCCUUUCUCACAUUCCUUUCCCUGAUGAGGUUGGCAACAUUGUCACUUGGAAUCUGAGCGCGCGCGCGUCCGCGUCACGUUUCAAUCCGGAUCGAUUGCCAUGCUUGCGCACCAGCAGCCAUAAUCGGUUGCAAAUUAUUUUAAAUGUCCCCGUCUCUCUCUCGCGUGCGCUCUUCCCUCCUCUUUGCUGCAAUACAUGACCAAAAGGAACAAUUAAAAUAGCGUAACGUGAUAAUGAUUUAAUCGGACUUUCUAAAAAUAAAGCAAAACCUCUUGAGCGAAGAAGAAACAAGUUUGGAUGCGAAUCGAGUGUGUGUGUGUGUGUGUGUGUGCG
Messenger RNA from Culex pipiens pallens (northern house mosquito), 3838 nucleotides. It is a transcript of the gene SMC5, whose product is annotated as structural maintenance of chromosomes protein 5. Gene Ontology annotation, molecular function: ATP binding; ATP hydrolysis activity. The record is from RefSeq and is a predicted model, not a curated record. The coding region runs from base 305 to 3418 and encodes 1037 amino acids. Gene Ontology annotation, biological process: double-strand break repair via homologous recombination. NCBI's taxonomy places the organism in Eukaryota, Metazoa, Arthropoda, Insecta, Diptera, Culicidae. Gene Ontology annotation, cellular component: Smc5-Smc6 complex. The transcript has 5 exons.